Aspergillus caelatus is the source of this 312-nucleotide messenger RNA. RefSeq lists its product as uncharacterized. The transcript has a single exon. The record is from RefSeq and is a predicted model, not a curated record. Lineage: Eukaryota; Fungi; Ascomycota; Eurotiomycetes; Eurotiales; Aspergillaceae. The coding region runs from base 16 to 288 and encodes 90 amino acids.
GGCUUGACCGGGGAUAUGCAUGGUAUUCUGUAUCCUUCCAAAGUCAAAACCAGGGCAUCCCUUUUUAUUGCCAACGCGCCAAACUUACCAAGAACCUCCUUGGAAUGGAAGCUCCAUAAGUGGUCUCCUUUUUCGUGGCUAGCUGUGAGCUGGUCGGCUGGCAGCCUUAGGAUACGCAUCUCAGGGCCUCGAGCAUGGCUUGCUCCUCUACCCGGACUUUUGUUUGCUCUAGAUGCUCUUUUGUAUGAAGGGCUGCAAAACUAUUUUCACGACGGAACCUGUAUGUGAUACCCCUCAAGAGUGCUUUUUGAC